Molecule: messenger RNA, 1227 nt
Organism: Hyla sarda
Lineage: Eukaryota; Metazoa; Chordata; Amphibia; Anura; Hylidae
Product: taste receptor type 2 member 8-like
Exons: 1
Coding region: 1-951 (316 amino acids)
Biological process (GO): G protein-coupled receptor signaling pathway; detection of chemical stimulus involved in sensory perception of bitter taste; sensory perception of taste
Cellular component (GO): membrane
Molecular function (GO): bitter taste receptor activity; G protein-coupled receptor activity
Source: RefSeq, a predicted model, not a curated record
AUGGCCGGCCACAACCCACUGAUCCUCAUGUUCAUUGUUAUCCUCAGUCUGGAGACCAUUUACGGACUUUCGUCAAAUUUCUUCAUCAUUUUUUUUAUUUUCUUUUUUCAUGCCAAAGGACUGGACAAAAGUGUCAGUAACAAAAUCAUCUUGGCUUUGAGCAUCUCCAACAUUUUAUAUACCUGUGUGUCAUAUAUAAACAUUUUAUUGUUCUAUAUUAAUCCUAUAGUUUUUCUGGAGACCUCCAUCACCCCCGCUGUCUACGUCUUCGCCAUGUUCAUCAUCACCUCCUCAUCCUGGCUCACCGCCUGCUUGUGUGUCUUCUACUUCUUGAAGAUCAACACUUUUAGGUCCGGCUUUCUCUCCCAGCUAAAGAUGAAGGUCAGCUCUGCUAUCCCUUGGAUGAUAUUGAUGUCGGAGCUUGUAUCUGUUCUUACCGCCACCCUGAACAUACUGGAGUUUAUUCAGAAAGAUGAUCCCCCCAAGAACAUCUCCUUGGUCCAGCUGGCCAUGAUGAAGGUGUCAUCCAAUGGGGUAUUUUCCAGUAAUCUCUACAUCUCUUUUGUCAGCAGCUGCCUUCCAUUUUUGAUCAGUGUGGGGACCACGGGGGUCACAGUUUGGUCCCUGAAUAAACACAGCAAAAAGAUGGAGAAAAAACACACACAAUCUUCUGCUGGGGUCAACAUGAAAGCUUAUAAAAAUACAAUCAGAAACAUGAUUCGUCUUCUCAUCUUCUACGGAAUAUUUUAUGUAACCUUGUUUCUUUUUUACUUUAACCUGUUUUCUGCAAAUUCUACUGGGUUUUGGUUAUUUCUGCUGGUGACAUUUUUAUAUGCCCCAGUACAGUCAACUAUUCUGAUUUUUGCUAACGCCAAACUGAAGAAGGCUUGGAUGAAGAUCUUUCACUGCAACGUGACGUCCACUCAAGAAGAAGAAAGCAACAUGGAAUAAUGUCCCCAUUGUACGGACUCAUCAAUAUGGGACUGAUUGAUCCCUCACCUAAACCUGACUGCUAUAGUCAUGGUCCCAGACCCAUCACCCAAAAUCCUAAUCACCCAAUUCUCAUCAUCCAAUCCCCUUCACCCAAUCCCCACCGACCAAUCCACACCGACCAAUCCCCUUUACCCUACUUUCUCUUUUUUUAUGAGCUUUGUAUAUGUUUUACUUCAUUACUAUUAAUGUAAACCAUGUGUAAUAUAAGUUCUUAAUACAUACUACACUUUAUUG